AUGGCUCUCGCCACGAAAGGUUUUGCGCAUUCAUUACCCGCCUCAGGCGGCACUACCGUUCGCAAUAGUCUUUCGCCAUGGGUACACCUUGCAGCUGGCGCAAGCGGCGGACUUGUGAAUUCCAUCGCAACAUCUCCUCUUGAUGUUUUGAGGACUCACAUGCAGUCCGAUACAUAUGAAACAGCUACCCGAGACAAAAUCUCGAAUAUUCAACGGCUACGCCAUGUCCACCCUAUCCGCGAGACAAUCGACGCCCUUGGCACAAUACAUAGAACCGAGGGCAUUCGCGGCUUGUGUCGCGGUCUCGUCCCUAGUUUGAUUGGUGUAGUCCCAGCCCAGGCAAUCAAAUUUUAUGUGUAUGGGAACUGUAAGAGGCUGGGUGCUCAGUAUCUAGGCCUCGAGGAAGCCGAGCCACUGGUGCAUGCGCAGGCUGCUGUUGCUGCUGGCCUCGCAACAGCCACUGCUACGAAUCCAAUCUGGCUGGUUAAGACAAGACUGCAGCUUUUUAAUGAUCAAGCUUGUGACGGUGCUUCCUCAAAACGUUCUAGAAGCACUCUUGAUUGCGUACUACAGAUCUUCAAGACUGAAGGAGUGUCAGGCUUCUACCGAGGACUCAGUGCAAGUUACCUAGGUACUUUGGAGACAGUCGUACAUCUUGUCCUGUACGAGCGACUCAAAACGCUGUUUCAAGCCCAAAGCUAUUAUUCUCCACCAUCGUCAGCCCAUCGUAGUGAGCUCAGGAACUGGGCAAGCACCGCUGGGGCAGCUGGCUGCGCCAAGGUGGCAGCAGUUCUCAUCACAUACCCUCACGAGGUACAGUGGGUUGCCAAAAGUUCCGUACACUCCACCAUAGAGCCCAUAUACUCAAUUUUUACGUAA
Molecule: messenger RNA, 879 nt
Organism: Beauveria bassiana ARSEF 2860
Lineage: Eukaryota; Fungi; Ascomycota; Sordariomycetes; Hypocreales; Cordycipitaceae
Product: mitochondrial carrier protein (Rim2), putative
Exons: 2
Coding region: 1-879 (292 amino acids)
Biological process (GO): pyrimidine nucleotide import into mitochondrion
Cellular component (GO): mitochondrion
Molecular function (GO): pyrimidine nucleotide transmembrane transporter activity
Source: RefSeq, a predicted model, not a curated record